Messenger RNA from Linnemannia hyalina, 1119 nucleotides. The record is from the annotation of a GenBank genome assembly. NCBI's taxonomy places the organism in Eukaryota, Fungi, Mortierellomycota, Mortierellomycetes, Mortierellales, Mortierellaceae.
AUGUCUUCUCCAGGAUUCUUUGCUCGUAUCAAGCUCCUCAACCCUUCCCACUCAGUCGUCAAGGACACUGACGCACUUAGGAUUGGUAUGUUGGGAGCGGCCAACAUUGGCCCCCCCGCCCUCAUCGGUGCCGCCAAGCACCUCCCCUCCAUCAUCGUCGUCUCUGUCGCCGCUCGCGAUCCAGCCAAAGCCAAGGCUUAUGCGGAUAAGAACGGGAUCCCAAACACACACGCCUCCUACGACGCCCUCAUUGCCGACCCAGAAAUCGACUGCAUCUACAACCCCCUCCCCAACGGCCUCCACUACGAAUGGACACGCAAAGCCCUCGAGGCCGGAAAACACGUCCUCCUCGAGAAACCCGCCACAUCCAACGAGGCCCAAGCCAAGGACCUCGUCGCCUUCGCCCAAUCCAAGAACCUGGUUCUCCUCGAAGCAUUCCAUUUCCGCUUCCACCCAGCCUCGAUCAAAUUCCGUGAGUUGGUCCAAACUCAUGUCGCCUCGGGACAUCCUAUUCAAAAGGUCAAAGCCGUCAUGGCGUUCCCGACGCUUUUCGGAUUAGAUGAUAUCCGGUUCAACUACAAGCUUGCGGGCGGGAUCAACAUGGACGCCGGAUGCUACACCAUCAAUUCGAUCCGUUACUUUUCAGGAUUGGAAGUCGAAUCGGUCGAGGCUGCGAAACCAAAGAUUGUAGCGGAGAAUAUCGAUGGGCGGAUGGAGGCCACGUUGAGGUUGAAGGGUGGGGCUGAGGCGAAACUGAUUGCCAGUCUGACCAACCCUUGGUUCUCGGUCAAGACCUAUCAGGAGGUUUUCCCCAAGUUUACGGUCGAAACCGAUGAUAAGAUCUUUACCUUUGGCGUCUUUGUCCUCCCCGCUGUGUACCACUAUAUCUCGGUGAAGGACAAAGCAACAGGAAAAACAGAGGCCCUGCCCAAACAAUACGGCGGGGGGUUCUCGACCUACAAGUACCAGUUGGAAGCAUUCGUUAAGGCAGUCAAGUCUGGCAACAACAAGGACGUCGUGAAUGCCAUACCUGGAUGGGUCUCAGGCGAGGACACCAUCGCCAACAUGAAGGUCGUCGAUGACGUCUACAGGAAGGCUGGCAUGAUUCUCCGUGAGUAA